AUGGCUUUCUUUGCGGAUCAAUGCUUCCCGCAGAUGGACGCAUCAAAUUCCAAUGAGUGGGUUGACUUUGAGCAAUUCCUCGACCUUCCUUCCAACUACGACGACCAAUCCACUGCCACCACUGUGUCACCUCAGGACCUGACUCUGUCCUACGACUUUGAUGGAUCUUUCAACUCAUCGCCCGAGCUCAUGGAAUCCUCAUUCGAUAUGACCAACUUUGAUCUCUCACAAGAGUUCAUGGGUAUGGAUGCAGGGUGCAUGCAGGACUCCGCUGCUCCCUUGUUCGAUGAUGCUUCGUUCCUUGAAUAUACUCCAUACGACAGCAGCAAUGCAUUCCGGAGCUUGGUCGAGGCGCAAGCCGCCGCCGACUCGCGCGUCGCCUCCCUCAAGGAGAAGCGACGCGAGGCAUCGAUUGCGCUGCAUCUGCAACGUCUCUGCGAUGCCACUGCUCGGGACUUGGACAUGUCGUCGGAAUCCAACACCACCUUUUCUUCCCCGAACUGGUCUGAAUACAUCAGUGGGAGCAUAUCUCCUCACCCUAGCCCACAUAAUACAUCUACCAGAUCUUCCUCCGAGGCUCCUCCUCCAGGGGGUAUGGAGAUGGUUCUCGACUUGAACAUGAACGCUGCGACCAAUGUGCCAAAGAAACAAAAGGCCAGAUCGCAGGAACAGAGAGAGAACUACAUCAAGGCUCGCAAGUAUGGUGCUUGUGAGAAGCACAAGAAGCAGCACAAGCGCUGCAAUUGCCUGGAGAAGGCCGCUGCCCGUGUUGCGGCCAGCGGUGUCCCGCUGAAUGCCGCCAUCCAAGAGAGAUCGAGGCAACUCACAGUACAAAAGCCAAUUCUUCCAGAAGUGCGCUCCUCAGGCACACCCGGCCACGACCCAUCAUUCAACUUUCCUCAAGCGCUUCCAACUGUCAAGGCGAUCAGGGAGCCGACAGGCAGAUCCGGACACGACCCAGCGAUGGGAGCCCCUUCUAUGGGACUACCUGUUGGGAUUCCAACCGCCAAGGCCAUUGUCAAGACCAACACCCAACAGAGCACAUCGAGUGGCGGCAUCGUUCUUCUAUCGGACGACAGCACCGCGAAGAGGGCGCCCGCACACAACAGCGCUCAAUCCGGCAAAAAGUCCUCAUCCGCCGGACACGACAGAGGACUCUCGACAAGGAACAACACAGGAUGUGGAGAACUCCACAACCCAUACAGUUCCACUGCACACCAACCAGCUGGCAGCUCGAGCGUGCGCUGGCGUUUCUCUACGUCGCCGUCGGCCAGUGUUGUGUCUCCGAACGGGACCGACACCAGACCAACGUGUUCGACGAACCAUGCGCCCCUGGAAGUUCUCCGACCCAGGCCAAGCAGCACCGCAGGCAGCGCCGGGGUGCCAGGCACAACUGCCUCCAACGUUGGAAUGCGCAGCCCUGGGCUUCAAGUCUCGGGACAAAACCACAAGAGAGUUUCGGACGGACUCGCCAAGCAGCUCGCUGUACUUUCUGGCCUACGGCUGGUUCCGAAGGAUCUUUUGGACUCGCCAACCCGGCGCGGAUCGCCAGAUCUCUACGCGGUUGUCAAGUCACCGCGACUCCUUGUCAGGUCGGCCGCUACGUGCGUUGGCCACCUGCUUUACAAUGCUGCAUCGGCGCUUGCUGGCGCCUGGCAGUCAUCAUUGGCUUUGGUCUCUGGGCCUGAGGAUUUACUCUUCAACAUGCUGUCCUCGUCCGGUCGGAAACUCAUGUUGGCGAAAAAGCGGCUGCAUCUAGUUGGACUGCGGACUGCUUUCUUCGGAUGA
Molecule: messenger RNA, 1788 nt
Organism: Penicillium bovifimosum
Lineage: Eukaryota; Fungi; Ascomycota; Eurotiomycetes; Eurotiales; Aspergillaceae
Exons: 2
Coding region: 1-1788 (595 amino acids)
Source: RefSeq, a predicted model, not a curated record